ACCCCAUCCCUGGACGGUUGCGAGGAUGACUAUCACGUACUGUCCCUUUAAUUGGCAAGUUGGCAGAGUCUCCAGGACGGAGCGGGCAUCAGUCGUAGCCCACCAUGUGACCGAGCGGGAAGAACCUCUUAUAACUUGUAUUGGAACUUGUGAGACUCUCCAUAGAAACCACCUCGAGAGCCCUCAGAGGAAUUCAGUCUCUUUUUAGUCUCUCGGCUUUGAUCCUCAGUUUCCCCUGGCUUCUUCGUGGAAGGGGGGGUCCAGCGCAAUUUAAAUUUAUCGGCGUUUUACCGACCAUUGUCGUCUCGUUCUUCUUCAUCUUCUCCGUCCUCAUGGCUUUUGAGAGGAAUGCCCAGCACUUCGAGGACUUUGUGAUGCAGAGGCCGCGUAUCGGGCACAUCUCCGGUAUCCCACUGGAUCAGAAUACGUGCGACACCUGGGACCACAUCUGGAAAUUUCAGGCGCAUCCGGGGGACAUCCUGGUGGCCGCUUAUCCGAAAGCAGGCACCACGUGGAUGCAGGAGAUCGUGGAUAUGAUAUGUCUGGAAGGUAAUACCGAAAGAUGCCGCCGGGCGCCAACCUACGACAAACACCCGUUUCUGGAAGCGGUAGCCCCGAAACCUGUCCCAUCAGGACUGCAGUUGGCAGAAAACAUGGCGCCACCACGCAUCUUGAAAACCCACCUUCCCGUCCAGCUGCUGCCACCAUCUUUCUGGGAACAGGACUGCAAGGUGAUAUACAUGUCCAGGAACGCCAAGGACUGCAUGGUGUCCUAUUAUUACUUCCAGAAAAUGAACAAAGGUCUCCCGGACCCUGGAGAUUGGGACACCUACUUCUCAAGCUUCCUGUCUGGAGAUGUCACAUGGGGGAGCUGGUUUGACCACGUGUUGGGCUGGUGGAAAGCUAAAGACCAUCAUCAGGUUCUUUACAUCUUCUACGAGGACAUGAUGGAGGAUACAAGACGAGAGAUCGAGAAGGUGAUGAGGUUUUUGGGGAAGGAGCUCUCUGAGGAGGUCCUGGAGGACGCCUACCGGCACACCACCUUCCAGGCUAUGAGGAAGAACCCGAUGGCCAACUAUAGCACCAUCCCCUCCUUCGUCAUGGACCAUUCCGUAUCCCCCUUUAUGAGGAAAGGCAUUGUGGGGGACUGGAGGAAUCAUUUCACGGUGGCACAGGACGAAAUCUUUGAGAAGGAAUAUCGGAGAAGGAUGGAGGGGACAGACCUGACUUUCCGCACGCAGCUCUGAGGAUGAGCGCCCCCACCUGAUCGGACAUGGUGACCGAUUCCCACGUUACCCAUAGGGGCACAGGUGACUAAGCCGUCAGGACAUUAUAAUUCAUGUGUAACCCUAUGGAUACUGGGUUCGUACAGCAGUGGCUUUUUAGCUGUUGUAGGACUACAAGUCUCAGCAUGUCACAGAGGCUGCAGACUGUCAUGAAGUUCCACUGGAUCAGACCACAGCUACAUGUGCAGUCCCCAUAUGCGAUGAUAGGAAAUCUAUGAGGUCCAGAUCCAACCAUUGCUAUAGGGGUUUCUAUAUAUUCAAUUCAAUAAGUUUCAAAUGAGAUAUUAAAAUGUAUGUAUCUAAGCCUAUCAUGUGUGACACUGUCUGUGGAGUUGAGGUAUCUAAUCCUAUCAUGUGUGAUACUGUCUGCUGAGCUGCGGUAUCUAAUCCUGUCAUGUGUGAUACUGUCUGUGGAGUUGAGGUAUCUAAUCCUAUCAUGUGUGAUACUGUCUGCUAAGCUGCUGUAUCUCAUCCUAUCAUGUGUGAUACUGUCUGCUGAGCUGCGGUAUCUAAUCCUGUCAUUUUUGAUACUGUCUGCUGAGAUGCUGUAUCUAAUCCUGUCAUGUGUGAUACUGUCUGCUGAGCUGCGGUAUCUAAUCCUGUCAUGUGUGAUACUGUCUGCUGAGCUGCUGUAUCUAAUCCUGUCAUGUGUGAUAUUGUCUGCUGAGCUGCUGUAUCUAAUCCUGUCAUGUUUGAUACUGUCUGCUGAGCUGCUGUAUCUCAUCCUAUCAUGUGUGAUACUGUCUGCUGAGCUGCUGUAUCUAAUCAUAUCAUGUGUGAUACUGUCUGCUGAGCUGCGGUAUCUAAUCCUGUCAUGUGUGAUAUUGUCUGCUGAGCUGCUGUAUCUAAUCCUAUCAUGUGUGAUACUGUCUGCUGAGCUGCUGUAUCUCAUCCUAUCAUGUGUGAUACUGUCUGCUGAGCUGCUGUAUCUAAUCCUGUCAUGUGUGAAACUGUCUGCUGAGCUGCUGUAUCUAAGCCUGUCAUGUUUGACACUGUCUGCUGAGCUGCUGUAUCUAAUCCUGUCAUGUUUGAUACUGUCUGCUGAGCUGCUGUAUCUAAUCCUAUCAUGUGUGAUACUGUCUGCUGAGCUGUUGUAUCUCAUCCUAUCAUGUGUGAUACUGUCUGCUGAGCUGCUGUAUCUAAUCCUGUCAUGUGUGAUCCUGUCUGCUGAGCUGCUGUAUCUAAUCCUGUCAUGUGUGAUAUUGUCUGCUGAGCUGCUGUAUCUAAUCCUGUCAUGUGUGAUACUGUCUGCUGAGCUGCGGUAUCUAAUCCUGUCAUGUGUGAUACUGUCUGCUGAGCUGCGGUAUCUAAUCCUGUCAUGUGUGAUACUGUCUGCUGAGCUGCGGUAUCUAAUCAUGUCAUGUGUGAUACUGUCUGCUGAGCUGCGGUAUCUAAUCAUGUCAUGUGUGAUACUGUCUGCUGAGCUGCGGUAUCUAAUCCUGUCAUGUGUGAUACUGUCUGCUGAGCUGCUGUAUCUAAUCCUGUCAUGUGUGAUACUGUCUGCUGAGCUGCUGUAUCUAAUCCUGUCAUGUGUGAAACUGUCUGCUGAGCUGUGGUAUCUAAUCCUGUCAUGUGUGAUACUGUCUGCUGAGCUGCUGUAUCUCAUCCUAUCAUGUGUGAUACUGUCUGCUGAGCUGCGGUAUCUAAUCCUAAUCUCACAGACUCCACCUCCCAUCAUCUCUGUACACUGUGACGAUGUCUGAAUAAUUAAAAUAUAACCUUAAUUAAACCGCACCGUACUUGGCGCAAAUGUAAAAUACCAAAGCCCAGAACUGCUGAUUUUUUUGUCACUUCUUAGACGAAUACAAAUUUUCAUACAAAUAGUUAUAUAUUUUUAUAAGCAGUAAUAUAAAAUAAAACCUAUAUAAUUUG
This is a messenger RNA of Hyla sarda, 3158 nucleotides long. Its product is annotated as sulfotransferase 1C1-like. The coding region runs from base 333 to 1247 and encodes 304 amino acids. The record is from RefSeq and is a predicted model, not a curated record. Gene Ontology annotation, molecular function: sulfotransferase activity. Gene Ontology annotation, cellular component: cytoplasm. NCBI's taxonomy places the organism in Eukaryota, Metazoa, Chordata, Amphibia, Anura, Hylidae. The transcript has 7 exons. Gene Ontology annotation, biological process: sulfation.